UUCCGUCUUUUUCGUAAAUGUCAAUGGUAGAUUAAUGUGAAGUAAUAUUUUUUUAUAGCAGAAAUUCUCGAUAAUAUACCGGUAUUUACGUUCAGAACCAGAUAAUUUUCCUCUUUGAAGAACCAUAAUCGGUUCCCAUCAUGAUGAACCAACCAAAGGGCGAAACAAUCUCCUUUGUUCUUAGGUUAACCGUCGUUUCUCUAGCCACCUUUUGGAGCGUAAAAUGGCUCAUGAACCAUUUGGAUCCCACGAACAAGAGCAAGAAAAAAGCCAAGGAAGCUGCAGUAAACCAACUAAAAAGAAUGGAUUUCGCAAAAAAUAAGAUAGCUGUCGAAAACUUGAGUGAUUACGAAUUGAUGAUAGCUGCCCAUAUUGUAAACCCUAAAGACAUUGAUAUAACUUGGGAUGAUAUUGCUGGACUGGAAGACCUUAUACAAGAACUGAGAGAAACUGUAAUCCUACCGAUUCAGCAUAAAGAUCUUUUUGCUGAUUCUCUACUAACCAGAGCCCCUAAAGGUGUACUUUUACAUGGUCCUCCAGGCUGUGGCAAGACCCUCAUUGCCAAAGCCACAGCUCGUGAAGCUGGAACAUUCUUCAUCAACUUGGACGUAUCAAUUUUGACCGAUAAAUGGUACGGGGAGAGUCAAAAGUUAGCAUCUGCUGUCUUUUCCUUAGCUGUAAAAUUACAGCCUUGUAUCAUUUUUAUCGAUGAGAUUGAUUCAUUUUUACGUGCAAGGAAUAGUACGGAUCAUGAGGCUACUGCUAUGAUGAAGGCACAGUUUAUGUCGUUGUGGGAUGGACUGAUUACUGAUCCGAAUUGUACAGUGAUGGUUAUGGGAGCGACUAACAGACCGCAGGACUUGGAUAGGGCUAUUCUUCGCCGUAUGCCAGCUACUUUCCACGUUGCCAUGCCCAACGUAGCCCAAAGAAGACAAAUCCUAAGCCUGAUUCUCGAAAACGAACCAGUAGCCCCAGACGUGGACGUAGAAAGCAUAGCCAUGAGCACCGAAGGUUUCUCAGGUUCGGACUUGAAAGAAUUGUGUCGUAUCGCCGCAGUUUCUCGAUUGAGAGGCUACGUACAGCAAUCGUUAAACAGGAGACUAGGCUCGAACGGGGAAGAUGACAAUUUCCAUGACGCUUUGAGGCCGAUCAUGAUGGACGACCUGAAGUUGUCCUUUGGAAGCAUGCGCGAGAGUAAAAUCCAGUGCGGUUCGCUCACGACUCAGUCGCGAAUAGAGCUAGAUUAGCAGGCGUGGUUUAUAGUAUUGGAGCCGGUUUUCAAUAAUCUCAAAGCUUACAGCAGCAAAUGUUCCGAACUGAGUUCCCUGUUCGAAAAGUGUUCCAAUUACAAAACUUAGAGGACUUCGAGUGAGGGCUGUGAGGUCGCCGAAGUGUCCACGUCCAAAAGGAAAUUCGAAAAAGUUGCGAAAAACUGUUUUUUUUUUCAUUUUCCUUUAAGAUUAAGUAGUUAUAUUUUUAAAAAGUAUUGUUAAAGAGAUGAUCCGAAAUUAUCUUAUGUGGAUUGAUAAAUAAUAUAAGUUUUCGAUAUA
Molecule: messenger RNA, 1550 nt
Organism: Sitophilus oryzae (rice weevil)
Lineage: Eukaryota; Metazoa; Arthropoda; Insecta; Coleoptera; Curculionidae
Product: ATPase family AAA domain-containing protein 1-B-like
Exons: 4
Coding region: 141-1247 (368 amino acids)
Cellular component (GO): mitochondrial outer membrane
Molecular function (GO): ATP binding; ATP hydrolysis activity
Source: RefSeq, a predicted model, not a curated record